GUCGCUGCGGGCGGCCAUGUCGCGGCGGGUCGUGCUGUUCGACCUGGGCGGCGUGCUCUUCGGGCCCAGCCUGCAGCACUUCCUGCGCUCCUGCGAGCGGGAGGCCGCGCUGCCCAGGAACCUCUUGCAGGAGGUGAUGUUCGAGGGCGGCGAUGACAGCCCCUACGCCAGGGCGAUGCGGGGGCACAGCAGCUUGUCCCAGCUGCUCGCGGAGCUGGAGCGGGGCUGCCGGGCGCGCGCGGGCGCCGCGCUGCCCGACGCCUUCUCCGUCGCCCGCGCCUUCGAGGGCAUGGCGGCCGAGGGGAGCGUGAACCUGCCGCUGCUCCGCGCCGCCGUGGAGCUCCGCGCCAACGGCUUCAAGACCGGCGUCCUCACCAACAACUGGGUGGACGACGGCGCCGGGCGGCUCUUCACGGCCGCGCUGCUGGGCGCGCUGCGGAGGCACUUCGACGUGGUCAUCGAGUCGUGCCGCGCGGGGCUGCGCAAGCCCGAGCCGGCGCUCUACAGCCACGCGCUGCAGGCGCUGCGGGCGCAGCCGCACGAGGUGAUCUUCCUGGAUGACGUUGGAGAGAACCUGAAGCCGGCGCGGGCCAUGGGCAUGGCCACGGUCCUGGUGCGGGACACGGAGGCGGCGCUCAGGGAGCUGCAGGAGCUCUCGGGCGUGCAGCUGCUGGGCCAGAAGGAGCCGCUGCCGACGGCCUGCGAUCCCSACAGCGUGAGCCACGGAUACGUGGCCAUCCGGCCCGGCGUGCAGCUGCACUUCGUGGAGAUGGGGCACGGCCCCGUGGUGUGCCUCUGCCACGGCUUCCCCGAGUCCUGGCUCUCCUGGAGGUACCAGCUGCCCGCGCUGGCCGACGCCGGGUUCCGGGUCAUCGCGCUGGAGAUGAAGGGCUACGGAGACUCCACGGCGCCGCCGGACAUAGAGGAGUAUUCCCAGGAGGCGAUCUGCAAGGACCUGGCCGUGUUCCUGGACAAGCUGGGCAUCGCGCAGGCCGUGCUCGUGGGCCAUGACUGGGGCGGUGCUGUCGUGUGGAACAUGGCCCUGUUCUACCCCGAGAGAGUGAGAGCCGUGGCCUCGCUGAACACCCCGUACCGGCCGGCGGACCCCGACGUGGACAUCGUGGAGAGGAUGAGCCGCGUGCCCGCCUUCGACUACCAGUUCUACUUCCAGGAGCCGGGCGUCGCGGAGGCAGAGCUCGAGCGCGACGUCGGCCGCACCCUGAGGCUCCUGAUCCGCUCGGCCAGCAAGGAGGACCGCCUGCCCUCGUCGCCCGGCUUCCACGGCGUCCGCGAGCGAGGGGGGCUGCUCGUGGGCUUCCCCGCGGACRCCCCCGCCAGCCGCAUCCUCGCGGGCGCCGCGCUCCACUACUACGUGCAGCAGUUCACCAAGUCCGGCUUCAGGGGACCGCUCAACUGGUACCGCAACAUGCGCCGCAACUGGCGCUGGGCGCUCUUGGCCAAGGACAGGAAGAUCUUGAUGCCGGCGCUGAUGGUGACGGCCGGCAAGGACCYGGUGCUGCGUCCGGCCAUGGCGCAGGGCAUGGAGGAGUGGAUCCCGCACCUGAGCCGGGGACACAUCGAGGAGUGCGGCCACUGGACGCAGAUGGAGAGGCCGGCGGAGCUCAACCGCAUCCUGCUGGAGUGGCUGGAGAAGCUGCCCGAGAGCCCCGCGCCGCCCAYGCUCUGCCGGCUGUGACGGCCGCCGCUCGGGCUCCCGCGUUCCCGGGCAGCCGCGGGAAGCCGGGAUGAGCAGCCGUGUUCCCGAGGAGCCGUGGGAAGCCGGGAUGAGCCCCCGCGCGGGCCGGCCUUUGCGCGYUAAUGAUUGCACUUAACGCCGCCUUAGGAAUCACGCGCUGCCUUGGAGCCCGCG
Nothoprocta perdicaria is the source of this 1870-nucleotide messenger RNA. It is a transcript of the gene EPHX2, whose product is annotated as epoxide hydrolase 2. NCBI's taxonomy places the organism in Eukaryota, Metazoa, Chordata, Aves, Tinamiformes, Tinamidae. The record is from RefSeq and is a predicted model, not a curated record. The coding region runs from base 17 to 1696 and encodes 559 amino acids. Gene Ontology annotation, cellular component: peroxisome. Gene Ontology annotation, molecular function: magnesium ion binding; lipid phosphatase activity. The transcript is spliced from 19 exons. Gene Ontology annotation, biological process: phospholipid dephosphorylation; cholesterol homeostasis.